ACGAAGGAAGAACGCCUGGAGUUUGUGAGAAAAGUUUAUUUCACUCUGACGCUUAUGUUGUUGGCGGAUGUCGGAAUCAUAUGUUGCGCUCUGUUUAUCCCCGGAGCGAGAGCAUUCUUUCAAAGACAUUUGAUCAUAUACAUAUGCAGCUACAUCUUCUUUUUUAUCAUUUACAUAUCGCUUGUUUGUUGCCGAGUUGUUCGGCACACAUUUCCUUACAACUACAUCAUGGUGGCUCUACUAGCAAUUAGCAUGGGGUUCAUGCUCGCGUGUAUUGCGUCGUUCCACUCCAUCGACGAACUUCUGAUAGCUGCGGCGGGCACCAUGUUGGUCACCCUGGCGGUCACACUGAUCGCUCUUUGCGGCACCUUUGACAUAACGGGCUACGGAUUCUACCUCGUCAUCGCGAGUCUCGUGUUGAUG
This is a messenger RNA of Gryllus bimaculatus (two-spotted cricket), 423 nucleotides long. The record is from the annotation of a GenBank genome assembly. NCBI's taxonomy places the organism in Eukaryota, Metazoa, Arthropoda, Insecta, Orthoptera, Gryllidae.